Molecule: messenger RNA, 974 nt
Organism: Vidua chalybeata
Lineage: Eukaryota; Metazoa; Chordata; Aves; Passeriformes; Viduidae
Gene: POP7
Product: POP7 homolog, ribonuclease P/MRP subunit
Exons: 2
Coding region: 116-610 (164 amino acids)
Biological process (GO): tRNA 5'-leader removal
Cellular component (GO): ribonuclease MRP complex; nucleus; nucleolar ribonuclease P complex
Molecular function (GO): nucleic acid binding
Source: RefSeq, a predicted model, not a curated record
UUGGGGCGAAAAGCGCCGGAAUCGGGGCACGACCCCCGGCAACGACCCCCGGCAACCACCCCCCCCCCCCGCCGCCGCCGAGCCCCCGCGGCGCGUCCCCAGAGGCCGUUCCAGAAUGUCCUCGGGCCGCCCCGCAGCUCCGUCCCCGCCGCCGGGGGGGCUCCCCGGGCCCCGCCGCCGCCGCCGGGGCCCGGCCCCGGGGCCGCCCCCCGCGGGCUCCCCAUCCCCCCCCGCCGGCGGCCCGGGCAGCAAUGACGUGUUCGUGACGUCACGCUCGGAUUUCCGGGCGCAGCUGCGGCGCUGCCAGCGGCUCCUGGCGCCGGGCGGGGGUCCCGGCGGGGGUCCCGGGGAGCUGCGGCUGCACGGGCUGGGGCUGGCCGUGCCCCGCACCAUCAACCUGGCGCUGCAGCUGCAGGCGGGCGCGGGGGGGGCCCUGCGGCUGCACGCCAGCACCUCCUCCGUGCCCCUCCGGCCCCCCCGCGCCCGCCGCGGCGCCCCCCCGGCCCGCGGUGAUGGCGACGGCGGCGGCGGCGACGGCGAGGACGGGGACCCCCCUCGGCACAACUCGGCCAUCCACAUCCGCCUCUGCAGGGAGGCCCCCUGCGCCUGAGGGGGGGUCCCGGGGGGCUCCCCCGCUGCCCCGGCCUCCGCCGCCUCCGCGGCGACGCCCCAAAACCCGCCCGGAGGCUGCCACGGCCGCGGGGACCCCGGGGCCACCAGGAGCCGGCAAAGGACCGAGAUGCCACCGCGAGUUGUUUGAGGCCGCCGCGAGUCGCCGCUGGCCUCGGGGACGGCGCGGGCGAGGCCACCGGCGGCUCGAGGCCACCGAGCCGCCACCGCCGCGGGCCGGGGCCACCCCCGCGAUGUCACCCCCAGCCCCUCGAUGUCAACCCGAACCCCCCCGCGCGGCAGCGUCGGGCACUCUGUGGGGGACACCGGGACGUGACACCCGAAUAAAAUCGGUGGCGACAGCA